AUGUAUGCUGUGUCUAUUAGUGAUGAGGGUGACUGUUACCGGUGUUUCCCGCCCGAUCCGGGCAUUGAGACUGCUGCUCUAGGUCCUGGUGAGGCUGCUGCCCUAGGUGCUUGCGACGCUGCUGCUCUAGGUGCUCGUGUGUCUGCGUCCUCAGGUACUGGUGAGUCUGCGCUCUCAGGUACUGCGUCGGCUUCGGCCUCCCUCACCUUCACCCUUGACUCGGGGGCGUCUCGCUCCUUCUUUCGGGACCGCACCACACUCACACCGCUGAGUCGACCGGUUGCAGUGUCUCUGGCUGACCCCUCUGGGGGUCCUGUCCUGUCUCGCUUCUCCACAGUCCUCCCGUGUCCGGCGGCUCCCUCUGGCACCCUGUCUGGUCUCUACCUCCCCUCGUUCUCUACGAACCUGGUGAGUGGUGCUGACCUACUUGAUGCGGGGGUCCACCAGUUCACUCCUGCACGUCAGAGAGUGACCCACUGUACAGAGGCUGGCACAGGCCGACACCUGGCUACGUUCACCCGUCAGCCGGGGUCGAGCCUGUACACUCUGACCACUGCGUCUCCUCCAGUUGCUGAGUCUGGUAGGGUAGUUACGUCGGGUCAGGUGUUUGCUGCGGCGUCCAGGUCUGGUCCUGAGUCUGCCCCCUGUUCGUAUCGUCUCCUGUCUCACGAGACUCUCCUCUGGCACCACCGCCUUGGCCACCCCUCUCUGCUUCGGCUCAGAGGUAUGGCCUCCCGUCUUCUUGUGUCCGGUCUCCCCCGGUCCCUCCCUCCCCUUCCUCAGGGCCCUGGCCCUGCCUGUGUCCCCUGUGUCGAGGGGCGCCUGCGUGCUGCCCCUCACUCCUCCCAGUUUCCUCCGACAGAGGCCCCGUUGCAGACACUUCACAUGGACGUGUGGGGCCCAGCCCGCGUCCGUGGACAGGGUCACGAGCGCUACUUCCUGCUCGUUGUUGACGACUACUCGCGUUACACCAUAGUCUUCCCCUUGCGCAGCAAGGGUGAUGUCACUGAGGUGCUGAUCGACUGGAUCCGCGCAGCUCGUCUCCAGCUCAGGCAGAGCUUCGGCUCGGACUUUCCUGUUCUGCGUCUGCACUCGGACAGAGGCGGAGAGUUCUCCUCUGGCCUUCUGCGUGCCUACUGUCGUGCACGGGGUAUCCGUCAGACCUUCACGCUUCCGGACUCACCGCAGCAAAAUGGGAUUGCUGAGCGCCGCAUUGGCAUGGUCAUGGACGUCGCUCGUACGUCUAUGAUGCAUGCGGCUGCCCCCCAUUUUCUGUGGCCGUUUGCGGUUCGGUACGCGGCGCAUCAGAUCAACCUCCACCCCAGGGUCUCUAGGCCGGAGACCUCCCCAGCCCUGCUGUGGACGGGGAAGGUUGGCGAUGCGUCGGCGUUCCGGGUCUGGGGAUCUCGGGCGUUUGUCCGCGACCUGUCUGCGGACAAACUAUCCCCUCGUGCUGCUCCUUGCGUCUUCCUGGGGUUCCCCCCUGACGCGCCUGGGUGGCAGUUUUACCACCCCACCUCUCGCCGUGUUCUGUCCUCCCAGGACGUCACGUUUGACGAGUCGGUCCCCUACUACCGCCUCUUCCCCUACCGCACUCCGUCCCUCCCCCCACCCCCACUCUUCCUGGUACCAGGUCCCCCCCAGGUAGACCCCCUCCCCCCUCAGGGUCCAGCCCCUUCAGGUGUGUCCCAGGUAGACGCGGUCGAGCCUGUCGAGGUCACUGGUGACUCUGGUGCUGCUGAGGGUGCUGAGGCUGGGGGUGCUGUACCUGGGGGUGCGGAGCCUAGGGGUGCUGGGCCUGGGGGUGCUACGUCUGGGGGUGCUGAGCCUGGGGCCUAG
This is a messenger RNA of Closterium sp. Naga37s-1, 1839 nucleotides long. The record is from the annotation of a GenBank genome assembly. Lineage: Eukaryota; Viridiplantae; Streptophyta; Zygnematophyceae; Desmidiales; Closteriaceae.